Molecule: messenger RNA, 2263 nt
Organism: Microstroma glucosiphilum
Lineage: Eukaryota; Fungi; Basidiomycota; Exobasidiomycetes; Microstromatales; Microstromataceae
Exons: 1
Coding region: 93-2057 (654 amino acids)
Biological process (GO): negative regulation of transcription by RNA polymerase II; chromatin remodeling; DNA repair
Cellular component (GO): Swr1 complex; NuA4 histone acetyltransferase complex
Molecular function (GO): transcription corepressor activity
Source: RefSeq, a predicted model, not a curated record
CCUCCCUCGACGUCCUCUACUCUCACCACCACCACCACCCAUCACCAUCACCAACACCACCUCUGGCCUCACGCUGGUAGUCGACGACGAACAUGGCCACUGCUUCUGGCAAAGAUGUGCGAGAUAUCCUCAAUCUCCCACAGAGGCAGCACAACGAUCCCUCGUCAUCCACACAGGCCACCGCAUCCACCUCCCGACCUCCUACCGGGCCUCCUACUCAGAAGACCAAGUCCAAGCCGAAGAUUGAUGGAAUCACGCGUGAGCUCCACGCUCUGCUAGGCGACAAUGCUCCCAGUCUCGCCGUCGCCCACACCGAGGCAAGGGCAAUGCUCGGGCAGGAUGGAGCUGGUGGAGCAGCUCGCGGCUUCCGGCCCAAGUUCAAGAGAAAGGAGAAGAAGGCGACGGGGUGGCAGUGGAAGCCAUUCAAGAAUCCUGCAAGGCCAGACGACCUUGUCCUCUAUCACUGGGUCCCCGCCAAGGAAGGGGAGUCGAGCAAGACGACCACUGAUCCUCAGUCGGCAGAGAAGGACUACUCCCAUGCCGUUUUCAACACGUCUUCGGGGGUGUACACUUACUCAAGCGACGAGUACUCUCAGCAUCUGCGCGACGACGAUUGGACGAGGGAAGAGACCGACUACCUCAUUGAGCUCUGUACAAUGUACGAUCUCCGCUUCGUCAUCAUUGCCGACCGAUGGGAUUUCCCAGCUACGGCUCACAAGCAUCGCACAAUGGAAGACCUCAAGGCCAGGUACUAUGCCAUUUGUCGUCGACUGAUCAGGAGCCGGAUUUCGGUAGAGGACAUGGAGAGCCGGACAAGAUUGCUGCAGACGUACGCUUUUGACAAGAACGCCGAAGUGGAGAGGAAGCAGGCAUUGGCCCGUCUGUUUACCAGGACACCUGCUCAGCUAGCCGAAGAGGAGGCCCUGUACGUGGAAGCCAGGCGACUGGAGCAACAAGAGGCCAAGUUCUCCGCAGACCGAGAGGACCUACUAAAGCUCUUGGGAGGCUGGGAGAGAGUACCAGACGUCUCUGCUGGUCUCAUUGCUGAAGCAGGCGCAGGUAUCGCACCGGGCGCUCCCAUCAUCCCUGGAACUCCAGGUGCGGCGGCAGAGGAUGCGGCCAACCAAGACGGCCGAAGGAAAAAGCGUCGCCUCGAUGGCUCGGUGGUGGAAGAGGACACUGCUGCGGCUAGCGCCUCGCUUGCAACAAAGAUUGGUCUCACCACACAGCAGCGAGCCGAGCUGAGGCAGGGUCGCUUUGAUGAGCAGCACUGCAUUACUCGCUUCGACCCCGAGUCCGUUCCCCUUGGACGACCUCCCUAUCCUUUCCUCGUUGGGACACCCUCAACCUCCCCUCCCCUCGCCCCCUCGACCAACAAUCCCACCUCGUCGCACGGAGUCUACCUGCGCUCCACUCGUCUCCUGGCACCAAGACAGACGCAGUACAAUCGCACAAUGCAGACCCUCGCCGAGCUCAAUCCUCCCAUCGGUCCUCGUCUUGUCUUUCCUACUCGCCAGAAUUGCGAAAAAUGGGAAGGAUUGCUGGGUGCAGUCACUAGUGGGUUGGAGAUGAAGAAGCAGACGGAUAGGGUGGAGAGCGAGUUGAGGAUUGCCAAGAAUCGACUGGCGAGCUUGACUGGAGGAGGAGCUGGAGUUGGCGGUAGCGGUGGCGGUGCAGCUGUCGGUGCAGGGAAGGAGGGCUCGGCAGUCCCCUCGAACGCCGCUGCCGCUGCUGCUUCUGCAGCUAGAUCCGCCAGGGGCAGUACAGUCGCCAGGACCAGUCGCUCUAGUCGCUCUCACACUCCCGCAGUAGGAUUGGGAAAUGCUGCCUCUCCUACUCCUACACCUACUUCUAUGGAUGUGGUAGAUCAAUCCAUGGAUCAGAGCAGGACUGGCGAAGAGAGUUUCCUUGAUGCGAGGAGCGAUACUGGUGCUGGAGCUGGUGCUGGCGCUGGAGUAGAAGGAGAUGGUAAACCCGAGAAAGAGGGAGAGGGAGAGGGUGGAGCAGCUGGUCAGACUGGGGGAGAUAGUAUGGAUGCAGAUCUCGAUGACGAGUAGAGAGGCGCAAUUGAUAUAGUAGUAGUGGUGGUGGUGGUGGUGGAUCUGAUUUGUGUAAUAGUACAGAAUACAUGCAUGCAGCAUUUAAAGCAAUGGACGGACCUCAUCUCAUCUACUGCCUCUCGUCACUUCCGCUUCCUCUCGUACUAGUCUAGAGUACGCUCCCUUUCUCCAUUUGCCCACCACCCUCUACUUCUUCCACAUCC